This is a messenger RNA of Rangifer tarandus platyrhynchus (Svalbard reindeer), 285 nucleotides long. The record is from the annotation of a GenBank genome assembly. NCBI's taxonomy places the organism in Eukaryota, Metazoa, Chordata, Mammalia, Artiodactyla, Cervidae.
AUGAAAUCAGUUGGAAAGCCUGAUUACCCGUUAGCGAAUGUGGGCCCCGUGAACAUUAAUCCACACACUGGGCUGCAGUCAACGAAGUCCUGGCGUCAGGCCAAGCCACCAGCGCUGGAGCACUUUGGACUGCGAGUCAGUUUCACCAAGUCAGACAAGUGUGGAAGAUGGAUCGCAGAGCAGCCCUCAUGGCGCUGGGAGGAUGCAAAGGACAGUGGGGACUUCAGGCUGAAGAAACUUGAGAAAGACUCAGUAGAAGAUCUCCAAGUAGACUGUGACAACUGA